Messenger RNA from Uranotaenia lowii, 813 nucleotides. RefSeq lists its product as uncharacterized. Bases 1 to 813 code for a protein of 270 amino acids. Lineage: Eukaryota; Metazoa; Arthropoda; Insecta; Diptera; Culicidae. The transcript has a single exon. The record is from RefSeq and is a predicted model, not a curated record.
AUGGUACAGGUUCAGCAACCGGAUCAACACCUUCAGCGAAUUUUGUGGCGAGAUACACCUGAUGAACCCGUGAAAACUUUUGAGUUAACGACCGUUACAUACGGAACUGCUAGUGCUCCGUAUUUGGCGACAAGGUGCUUGAAACAGCUAGCUGAAGAUGGAUCAGCAAGUCAUCCGAUUGGUUCGAGAGUAGUCAAAGACAGUUUCUACGCCGACGAUUGUCUAGUUGGAGCGGACAGUGUCGAAGAAGGCAAGCAUUUAGUUGAAGAAACUACCGAUCUCACCAAUUCAGCUGGGUUUAAUUUACGGAAGUUCAACUCAAACUCACCAGAGAUAUUGGCAAGCAUUCCUGAAGAUUUGAAAGAGAAAAAGUCAGUUUUAGAGUUCGAUUCGUCAGAUUCAACUGUGAAAACCCUUGGUUUGAAGUGGGACACAGAGUCAGAUAAUUUUUGCUUUAGUAUUCCCCAUUGGAGGUCAUCAAGUUCGCAAAUCACGAAAAGAAGCGUGCAUUCUGAUCCAGCCUGUUUGUUUGAUCCUCUUGGGCUCGUGGGUCCAGUUGUUGUGCAAGCGAAAAUGAUAAUCCAGCAACUGUGGCGUCUCAAGGUUGGUUGGGAUGACCCAUUGGAUGAGCAGUAUCAAAAUCUAUGGAAGGAGUACAAACAGAGUUUGAUGCCAUUAGAAUCGUUGUCAGUUCCACGUUGGCUUGGGUUCAGUAAAGAUUGUGUGUCAGUACAGUUACAUGGGUUCUGCGAUGCGUCAGAGUCAGCUUAUGGAGCAUGUUUGUACCUGCGCUGCGUAACUGUAGAUGGUUAG